AAACCAAAGGAAACCGAAGACCUGACCACCACCUUCUUCUUCCUAAAGGUUUUUGUGACUUCGCUGAACAACUAACUAAUCAAGUGAAUGAUUUAUCAACGAAAAUGGAACAACAAUGAUUGCGUGCUGUUGGAAAUAAAGGUUUAGGGAUUUAUUAAACUUGGAGAAGAUUUCAACUUUGAGCUAAUGAUGCUUGGCAAGUUGUCAAGGCGUUGCUACUGCACUUCUGUUCAUCAGCAGCCAUGGCUCUUUCUUGGAUUGGGAAAUCCUGGCGACAAAUACAAUGGCACUAGACACAAUAUUGGGUUCGAGAUGAUAGAUGUUUUUGCUGAGUCAGUGGGGAUUCAGAUGAACCUGCUAAAUUUCAAGGCUAUAAUGGGACAAGGUUUCGUGGGCGAUCUCCCUGUUAUCCUGGCAAAGCCGCAAACUUACAUGAACUUGAGCGGUGAAUCAAGUGGACCUCUCGCGGCUUAUUACAAGUUACCCCUCAAUCGUGUGCUUGUGGUGCAUGAUGACACACAAUUGCCAUGUGGUGUUCUUCGCCUUCAAGAAAAAGGAGGCCAUGGAUGUCACAACGGGUUAAAGUCAGUAAUGCACCAUUUCCGAGGCAAUAAGGAAUUUGCAAGGCUACGAAUCGGGAUUGGGAAGCCUCCUGGACAAAUGGAUCCAAAGGCGUUCUUGUUGCAGAAGUUCAGCAUGCUAGCUCGUGAACGGAUUGAUGGAGCUUUAGCAGAAGGGGUGGAAGCUCUGAAGCUGGUCUUGUCUAAAGACUUUGGAGAAAGCUGGAGACUGUUCAACGUGGAACAGAAGUACAAACACUUAAGGCAACACACAAUUAUUGCACCUUGACCAAAUUGCUCUCACCAAGAUGGGAUAAAAGAAACAAACUAAAAAAAAAGUUCAUAGUGGAUAAUUUUGUUCUUAAAAAACAAAAUUUGGUUACUUUUUGUAAUUUUAGUUCAGCGUGUACUAAAGUUACAAAAUUUCUCGGAUUGAAAAUUAAAGUUUAUACCUUUGUUUCAUAGCUAUAUGAUGAUGGUAUGAGUGA
This is a messenger RNA of Brassica rapa (field mustard), 1048 nucleotides long. RefSeq names its product peptidyl-tRNA hydrolase, mitochondrial. Gene Ontology annotation, molecular function: peptidyl-tRNA hydrolase activity. Lineage: Eukaryota; Viridiplantae; Streptophyta; Magnoliopsida; Brassicales; Brassicaceae. The record is from RefSeq and is a predicted model, not a curated record.